GGCGGUUCGCUUGAGGGCAACCUGCUCGUCACCCCCCAGUCAAGUCUCAAAUAGAGAGACAGGAUGGAUCUGGGAGAUCUGAUCGAUCUCUCCGAUCCGCCAGACAAGACAUCGCCGCCCGUUCGCCCGACCAACAUCCCACCCCCCUCCGUGCUGCUGCAGCUGUUCCCACGCGUGUUCGACGAGCUCCAACAGGCCGCAUUACGCGCCAAGGCCAUCCCAGGAGCACAUGCAGAGGUCGAGAAAGUUGCCGAAUCGAUCCGGCGCACACUCAAGGUGGUAGCCCGCGUGGUGGCCGGCCGAACCGCGCGCUGGAAACGAGACACGUUCCUAAGCCAGAGCAUGCGGAUCGGCCCCGCUCGGCCGGGGGGCAAGACCGGGGGGAUGAAGCUCAGCAGUGUCAACAAGAGCGAGAGCGUCAAGGAGCAGCAGGAGGCGGGCGACCUGCUUCAGCUGUGGCGGGACAGGACGGCGGUCUUCAACUCGGCGGUUCUUUCGGCUGGGAAACGGCCGGUGCCUCCGCCGCCGGACGACGCCCGUGCCAUCAUUGCCCCCGGUGCCCUCAAGGCUGCGCAUGCGUGUGCCCUGUGCGGGCUAAAGCGCGAGGAACGGCUGACCAGGACCGACGAGCAGGUUGAGGAUAGCUUUGGCGAGUGGUGGACGGAACACUGGGGGCAUAGAGACUGCCAGCUCUUCUGGGACGAGUAUAAGCAGUGUCUUGACCAGCGAUGACAUAAAUCAAGUCAUCUUGCAUAGCUAUUAUUACCUAUUGUACAUAAACUUGCCCCUACAUAUCGGAGGAGAUGCCCCACACGUAGUGAUAACAGAUAAGAAGCUGCCUGACAGUCCUCAGUGAUGUUGAACCAACAGACUAAG
Messenger RNA from Penicilliopsis zonata CBS 506.65, 876 nucleotides. RefSeq lists its product as hypothetical. The coding region runs from base 64 to 732 and encodes 222 amino acids. Lineage: Eukaryota; Fungi; Ascomycota; Eurotiomycetes; Eurotiales; Aspergillaceae. The record is from RefSeq and is a predicted model, not a curated record. The transcript has a single exon.